AUGAGUUAUUCCAGCGUGAUCAUUGGACUAGGUUCCGUGGCGUUGGCACUAUUAUUUCCACCUUUGGCUUGGCAUUCCAAGACUAGGAAUACACCGGCUAUUAUUCUGAUCGUUUGGCUCAUCAUCAUGGAUAUAAAACUGAUCGUUGACGCUGCUAUUUGGGGUGGUUCCGAUUUUGCGGAAAAAUGGGCGGGCUAUGGCUGGUGCGACUUGAUGACUAAAUUGCAAAUUGGUGCCAAUGUGGGGCUAUCUUGCUCUGUGGCCAAUAUAGCUUAUAAUCUGCACACAAUUUUGAGGGCUGAUACGGUGUUGCCGGAGCCCAACUCCUGGCGUAAGCUUCGCGUUGAUUUGAGUGUCAGUCUCAUUACUCCAAUCGUGACCAUGGGACUGUCCUACGUAGUGCAGAUUUUUCGUUUUGGGAUCUUCCGGUAUAACGGGUGUCAAAACCUACUGUCACCUUCGUGGCCCACCGUUAUUGUUUAUACCAUGUGGAUGUUCCUUUGGUCUUUGGUUGGCUUAAUUUACGCAAUUCUGUUGCUAUACGUUUUUUACCGUAAGCGCAAGGACGUGAAAGACAUUCUCCAUUGCACUAAUAGCGGUUUGAACUUGGCACGGUUUGCGCGCCUUCUUUUCUUUUGUGUGCUGAUCAUUCUCGUAAUGUUCCCAUUUUCAUUUUACUCAUUUGUUGUUGAGCUCGAGCAGUUAAGCGGGGGUUACGAUUUUCAAGCAAUUCAUGAUCGCAUGACUUGGAACACUAUCGUUCGCCUCGAUCCGGGGAAACCACUUUAUAGUGUUUGGCUUUACAUUUUAAUGUCCUAUCUGGUAUUCGUUGUUUUUGGUUUGGGCACGGAUGCUAUUGGAAUGUAUGCAGUUUGCGCCAGAAAUCUUGGAAUGGGACCUAUGCUCGAUCGCAUAACUCAAUAUUUGAACUCGAGAAGCGAGAAGCGCACAUCCAAUGCCGUUUCCUACUUUUACAGCGAACAAGAUGCAGGCAAAAGCGCAGGUCGUUCAGGCAGUGCAUCCGAUGGUACCAGCGUUUUCAAAUCUACCAAGGGGUUUUCAGACGGUAGCUCUUUUGAAAUGGGCGGUUCUACCCCCACUUCCCCCUCUCAUUUCAUAAUUGACUAUCUAUUGCCCCAUGAAAAGGCACGCAAGGAAAAGUUGAAAAGAAGUGGAGGCGGUGUGGACGACCUCGAGAGUAUUUCUUAUAUGGCUCACCCUACGGACCCUAUUAGUUUCGAAGACGAUAUUCCUAUGGGCGAGCAAGCUCCUAAGAACGUAUAUGGUGGCCACGUAUCCUAUCACUUGUACCGUCCACCUUCUCUAUCGAACAGCAGCAGCGGCAGAAUCUUGACCGAAGAAGACAGAAACUUGAACUCCGAGGAGAAAAACUUGACGUACACCGAGCUUCAAGUAAACAAUCUGUGA
This is a messenger RNA of Lachancea nothofagi CBS 11611, 1428 nucleotides long. Lineage: Eukaryota; Fungi; Ascomycota; Saccharomycetes; Saccharomycetales; Saccharomycetaceae. The record is from the annotation of a GenBank genome assembly.